CUUUUGGGCUCAGACUCGUGAGCAGCAACCGCGACCUGCGCGGGGUAAGAUGCGGGCGCUGGUAGCCGUGAAGAGGGUGGUGGACUAUGCUGUCAAGGUGAGAGUAAAGCCAGACAAGACUGGCAUUGACUUGAACAAUGUGAAAAUGUCGAUGAACCCGUUCUGCGAGAUCGCCGUGGAAGAGGGCUUGCGGCUGAAAGAGAAGGGACACAUCUCAGAGUUGGUGGCCGUUUCCGCAGGACCUGACAAGGCCUCAGAAACCCUGCGGCAAGCCUUGGCGAUGGGUGCAGAUCGUGCCAUCCAUCUGAAGACGGACUUGAGAACAGAUCAGGAACUGCAGCCCUUGGCUGUGGCAAAGCUUUUGGCCAAAAUAGUCGAGAAGGAAACCCCUAGCGUUGUUCUGCUUGGCAAGCAGGCCAUUGAUGAUGAUAGCAACCAGACUGGAGCCCUACUUGCUGGCCUUUUGAAAUGGCCGCAGGCAGGUUGUGCCUCCAAGGUGGAGGUGGAUGAAGGCAAAACGGCUUUGCAGGUGGAGCGAGAGGUGGAUGCUGGGAUCCAAGAGGUCAAGGUGCCCCUACCAGCAGUUGUUACUGCAGACCUCCGAUUAAACGAACCACGUUAUGCAACUCUCCCAAACCUGAUGAAAGCCAAGAAGAAGCCCAUGGAGGUGGUGGAUGCCAGCUCCUUUGGCAUCGACUUGGCACCAAGGUUGCAGGUCCUCAAAGUCGAAGAACCUCCUGCACGCGCUGGUGGCGUCAAGGUGAACAGCAUCGAUGAGUUGAUCGAUAAGCUGAAGAACGAGGCGAAGGUUUUGUAAGAUGUUGAUGUGUACAUAGAUUGGGCAGACGUCUCAAGUCCUUGGCGACCCACUUUUGAGGGUUGAACAAUGUUGAAC
Molecule: messenger RNA, 895 nt
Organism: Cladocopium goreaui
Lineage: Eukaryota; Dinophyceae; Suessiales; Symbiodiniaceae
Source: the annotation of a GenBank genome assembly